Cryptotermes secundus is the source of this 4252-nucleotide messenger RNA. It is a transcript of the gene l(3)mbt, whose product is annotated as lethal(3)malignant brain tumor-like protein 3. Lineage: Eukaryota; Metazoa; Arthropoda; Insecta; Blattodea; Kalotermitidae. Gene Ontology annotation, biological process: regulation of DNA-templated transcription. The record is from RefSeq and is a predicted model, not a curated record. Gene Ontology annotation, cellular component: nucleus. The transcript is spliced from 15 exons. The coding region runs from base 147 to 4034 and encodes 1295 amino acids. Gene Ontology annotation, molecular function: protein binding; zinc ion binding.
UUGGCGCGUUUUGAAUAACGGCUGUGGCGCGGAGAAUCUACUGACGUCAAUAAGGCCUACACUUUAUCCACUGCCUUCUGUUUCAUGCUGGAGUUGAAGUUGAGGCCCGUGGCACCGCCAUCCGAUGAAGGAUAAAUGUAUCAUCAAUGGCAACACCACAGAUACCUGCUUCUUCAUGUGAAACAUCUCCAUUGAAACCUCAAGAGAAUGCAGCAAACGUAUCAUCAGAGUCCCCACUGACUACAGCAGCUUCUUCGGCACAGCAGCAGGCAAGCACUCGCAUGCUUCCACUCCUGUACAUCCAGGGACCUGCAGGAAUGCGGGUUGGAACCAGCAGUGCUGGGACUAUGCCAGUUUCAACUACUUCGACUGGAACUCAGGUUGUAUCCAGUGCCAUUAAACCACAAUUUGUAACAACAAAUGCGCAAUUCAUUUCUACUUUGGCCCCAAAGUUGGCUAUGGCUCCUGUUGUUGCACCAUCAACCAUCUCUCCAGCAUCAGUGGUUACUACAACCACCAGCUCUUCAAAACUUGCGUCUGCAACCCUGGAGCAACAACAGCCACAGCAGCAGCACCAGCAGCAACAAUCUCCACCUUCACACUUUGUAAUUCAGGCUCCACGCACAUCAGGAGGAUCCACUGCUACAAUAGUUCCUGUUUCUGUAGGUGGCCCUGGAAUGGGUAAACAUACAUUUGCUUACUUGGGAACUAUCAUUAAGCCAGGAAUGGGAGUUGGCAAGCCUGGUGAAAGCCCUCAACUAGUACUUCCAACAGCAGGAUUGGUUCCAGCAAGUAAUCAGAAGCUUCUUUUGGCUCCUGUCCCAGUUCUUCCCCAGUUAGCACCAGCUCCACCUCCUGCAAGCAACAUCACUACACCAUCAUCAUCUCAACAACCAAAAGUAGCUAGUCUUCUUGUACCCAUGACAAUCCCAGCUGCAGUUGGAGGAGGGAAGAGUGGUAUGAUCAAUCUCAAGAUCUCCAAUGGUCAGAUCCAUACUGAGGGGAAAGGAUCUGUUACUGUACUCCGAGAAGCAAAGCCAUUAUCAGGUAGCGUGGGACAGCUACCUCCCCUACAACCUAUUGCCAAAUAUUCAGGUACAAAGACAACCAACAUAAAAGCUAAUGGGUUACUACUGCCAGAUUCUACAACUUUGACCCCAGUGAAGGAUGUUACUACUUCUGUAUCAGUAAUAACAAAGAAACUGGCCAUCAGUGAUGAAAGCAACAUCAAGAAAAAUUUCACCGUGAAUAACAACAACAACAACAAUAAUAAUAAUAAUAAUAACAAUAACAACAAUAAUAAUGCAGAUGAUAAGAAGAAGCUAAAUCAAGAUUUGAACAGAUGUCUGAAAGAAACUGUAGAUGCUAUCUUUUCACCAAAUAGCCCUUCCCUGAUGAACGAUAAUGACCGGGAUGAAAUUAAUUCGGCUGAUGAUGAGGUGACACUAGUCAAAGUAAAUCCGUUGAAGGAGUCUGCUAUGAAAGAAGAAAUGACAAAGGAGCUUCCAGAUGAUGAUGUCAAGAUUGAAAUUGUAAAACAAGAUAUAAAGGUUGAACAGAGUGAUGCAAAUGCUGAAGAUUUUGAUCCAAUGAAAGUUCUAGAAUGGAAAGAUGGAAUUGGAACUUUACCUGGAAGCAAUCUUAAGUUCCGUCUGAAUGAAUUUGGGAUGAUGGAGAUGGUAGAUGAUGAAGAAUAUGAGAAACUCCUGUCUUCCAAAAAGAGUGAGGAGGAUGUUAAAGAUGAACCCACUGAACUAGUAGGCAUUCCAAAAGCAGAAAGUGAUACAGGUAGAAAGAAAGAUGAGAAUAAUGAAGGAACUGAUAAUCAAUCAGAGAGUAAGAAUGAUGUCACAAAAAAGCCGGUUGGAACAUCUGAUGACAUUUACUGCUGUGAGGGCUGUGGUUGUUAUGGUCUAGCAUCAGAGUUUGUGAGCUCUAGAUUCUGCAGCCAUACAUGUGCUUCUUCAUUUGCAAGUAAGAAGGCUGCCGAGAGCAAGAAAGAAAGAGAUCUGUUGCAAUUGAGACUCCGUCGACGCAAGAAAAGACUCCUUCAACUUAUGCAACAGCAGUUACAGAACCAACAGCAAGUCUCACAGCAGCAGCAGCCCCAGGGGGAUAAUGGGAAGAUUCGAACCUCAGCUGUACUGUCUGCAUCUUCUGUAACAUCUUCAUCUGUUCCUGCUUCCACAAAGACACCAACCCUUAGCGAAGAAGAAAAUAUGUCCAAUGAUGGGACCCAAGAUGCAAGCAAGCCUCGAUUACCAUGGCAGACUGGCAAGAGUGGUUUCUCAUGGGCCAAGUACUUGGAACAUUGCAAAGCCAGAGCAGCUCCUAUAAAAUUGUUCAAAGAUCCUUUUCCAUAUUCAAAAAAUGGCUUCAAAGUUGGAAUGAAAAUGGAAGGGAUUGACCCCGAGCACCCAUCCUAUUACUGUGUUCUUACAGUGGCUGAUGUUCAAGGUUAUAGGAUAAGGCUUCAUUUUGACGGUUAUUCUGACAACUAUGACUUCUGGGUGAAUGCGGACUCAAUGGACAUAUUUCCGGCUGGAUGGUGUGAGAAAAAUAAUCAUCGUCUCCAUCCCCCACGAGGCUACACACUUACCACUUUCAACUGGAGUAGCUACUUGAAGCAUUGUCGAGCUCAGGCUGCCCCACGGAAUCUGUUUGCCAAUAAGACUGGCAGUUCAAUCUGUCCAAAUGGUUUCCGUCUGGGAAUGAAGCUGGAGGCUGUGGACCGGAAGAACUCUUCACUGGUGUGUGUAGCAACAGUAGCAGAACUGAUGGAUAACAGAAUUCUAGUUCAUUUUGACAGCUGGGAUGAUAUAUAUGACUACUGGGCUGAUCCAAUGUCACCAUACAUACAUCCAGUGGGCUGGUGUGAGGAACAUGGACAUACACUUACACCACCAAAUAAUUACAGCAAAGGUGGAAGUAGCAGAUCAUUUUCAUGGGAAACCUACCUCAAAGAGACCAAGUCUGUAGCUGCUCCAGCACGAGCAUUUAAGCAACAUCCACUCAGUGGUUUUCGUCGAGGCAUGAAGCUAGAGUGUGUAGACAAGCGAGUACCCAUGCUAAUUCGAGUGGCAACAGUGGAUGAUGUUGGAGAACAUCAGAUCAGGAUAAAGUUUGAUGGCUGGCCAGACCAAUACAGCUACUGGAUAGAUGAUGAUAGUGCUGAUAUUCAUCCUAUGGGCUGGUGUCAGAAGACAGGACAUCCUCUUGAACCACCACUAACCCCAGAAGAACUGGGGGAAACACCUGAAUGUCCAACACCUGGUUGUCAUGGGCUUGGACAUGUGAAAGGUGCCAAAUAUGUGAGUCAUCAUACUGCUGUCAGUUGUCCGUAUUCUCCUCAGAACCUCAACAAGGAGGGUCUUAUUCCAGAUAGGAUACUUAGCAAAACAGACCAAGGUGAAAGCAAGGAAGACACGAUAUCUAGAGAAAGGAGUAAACCUGCUGAGGGUAAGAACCCUGUUGGUCGACCACCUAAAUGGCGACGUCUUGAGUUGACUGAAGACUCAAAGGCUGCAUCUCAAGAUCCUGAUUGGAAGCUAUAUGAUGAAGACAGCAGUGAAAGGCGGAGAAAGAAAAGAAGACUCCUUUCUCAAGAGGAACAAGGGGUAACAACUGCAGCAAAGCCCCCCGUUGGUGUCGCUUCCGUACAUCCCAGUGUCGACACAGAUCCCACAUGUCAAGAGAUGCGACAGUCAGUAAUGAAUCCGGGGUAUGAGGUGAAGCCUGACCACCUCAGUCCAAAUAUAUGGGCCAAACAUUCACGCUACCUAAACCAGUAUGUUCAAGCAGUGAAAAAUGGCAAUCCAAAUAUGUGGUCAGUAGAGCAGGUGGCUCAAUUUGUAUGGUCUAUUCCAGAUUGCUGUCAUGUAGCCCAGAAUUUCAAGGAACAGCAAAUUGAUGGAGAAGCAUUACUAAUGAUGGCACAGAAUGACCUUGUUCAAUACAUGGACAUGAAGCUUGGACCAGCAAUAAAAUUGUAUAAUAGCAUAGUGCUCCUUCGACAACGGACUAAGCAGAGUUGAGAAGAAAGAAUCCCUAAUUAUGUACAAUGGCAUUUCAUUCAAUAAUCACGUCUUUCAUACUCUCUAAGAAAUUCACAUCCAUCCGUAUUUUGUUUCACUGAAAGAAACAAGUUCAGUUUCUACAUAUUUUUUUCUUUCUUCCUGUGUUAUGUUUAUAGUAUGUUAUGUAAAUAUUAUCCAGUAUAGUAUGCUUUACAUAUACUGUACUUUGAAAGUGU